This is a messenger RNA of Sphaerulina musiva SO2202, 1546 nucleotides long. RefSeq names its product FMN-dependent alpha-hydroxy acid dehydrogenase. Gene Ontology annotation, molecular function: oxidoreductase activity; FMN binding. The transcript is spliced from 2 exons. Bases 1 to 1335 code for a protein of 444 amino acids. NCBI's taxonomy places the organism in Eukaryota, Fungi, Ascomycota, Dothideomycetes, Mycosphaerellales, Mycosphaerellaceae. The record is from RefSeq and is a predicted model, not a curated record.
AUGACAAAGCUCGCAGAGGCCAGGAAAUGGAAUCAGCCCUAUGAUACUCCUGACCCGACGGCCCCAUCUGCCUACCAACGGGAGAUAUAUUCCUCUUUCUCGAAGCCAGUAUUCUCAACGAAGCCAGAAGAGUGGGAAAAGCUGGCCAAGGCGAAAGUCCCUGCAGAGAACUUUGGUUAUGUCUACGGCUCGGCAUCGAGCUUCAAGACAUACAAAGCGAAUCUAAAGGCGUUCGACCGGUAUCGUUUGAGGCCUCACAUGCUGGUCAACGCCACUCUACGAGAUACGAGUGUCAAUCUGUUCGGCACCACUUAUAGGACUCCAAUAAUCGUGGCUCCUGUUGGUGUCCAGAAUAUCAUGCACUCGGAUGCUGAGGAAGCCACGGCAAAAGCAUGUCAGAAAGUCAAGGUACCGAUGAUCCUUUCCACUGCUGCUACCAGGACUAUCGAGCAAGUUGCAGCUGCGAAUGGAGAUGGCGAUAGAUGGUAUCAAUUGUAUUGGCCCAAGCCACAAGAAGAAGCUAUCACCGCCAGCUUGCUGAAUCGAGCCAAAGCAAAUGGCUACAAAGUGCUCGUCGUGACUCUUGAUACCUUUACACUGGCUUGGCGGCCAGAGGACCUCGAUAACUCGUACUUGCCUUUCUUAUGGGGCGAUGGCUGUCAGAUUGGCCAUUCUGACCCAGUGUUUCAAGAACGCUACGCUGAGAUCCUCGCGGGCGAUACUCGGUCAGCUUCGGAGAAGAUAGCUGAGGCGUGGAACCUGGUCAAACGACCUGGCACUCCUUUAGGAGCCCUGAAGAUCUUGGCCAAUGCCUCGAAGCUCAAGAAAUCUCAAGCCUGGCUCGACGUCAUGAACUCUGGCACUUACCGAGAAUGGCGCCAUCUUGAAAUUAUCAAGAAGCUGUGGGAUGGUCCUAUCGUGCUCAAAGGUAUCCAGACGAUAGAGGAUGCACACAAAGCGAUCGAAUACGGGAUGGACGGCAUCAUUGUCUCGAACCACGGCGGGCGUCAAGUCGAUGGUGCCAUUGCGUCACUCGACGCACUGGCGGAAAUCGGUGCUGACGAGAAGGUCAAACAAUCUGGCUUGACUCUUCUGUUCGACAGCGGUAUUCGGACCGGUGCCGAUGUGUUGAAGGCAAUAGCUCUCGGAGCAAAGGCAGUCUUGGUGGGAAGACCGUACAUGUAUGGCCUCGCAAUCAAAGGACAAGCAGGUGUCGAGCACGUUCUCAAGAGUAUCAUGGCUGAUACGGAUAACACACUUGCCAAUCUGGGCAAGAAAUCUGUACAAGACUUGAGCAGAGAAGAUCUGCAGAUUCGGCACGACUCCAAGUUGUAAUUCUGCAGUGCAGUAGACAGUAGGAGGUAGUCUUCAACACAGUACACGAGUCAGCCGAUGUGAUGUCUGCGGACGGACUUCACUCGGAACAUGGUUCUGACGGGAGCAGGGUACAUCCUAGUAGAAGUCUGAGGUGCUGCUUGUCCUUCUCACUCAGCAAUCAGCAUCAUAGCUCUUGGCAACCAUAGCAUCUCCUUCAAAUUGUCUUGCG